This is a messenger RNA of Didymodactylos carnosus, 4224 nucleotides long. NCBI's taxonomy places the organism in Eukaryota, Metazoa, Rotifera, Eurotatoria, Philodinida, Philodinidae. The record is from the annotation of a GenBank genome assembly.
AUGUUGAACGAAAAUGAUUAUAUUCUGUUUAAUUUUCACCAUAUCGCCUUUGAUGGUUAUUCUACCACACUUUUCUUGAAUGACUUGCAAUUGGCAUACGCUAACAAUGAGCUUCAUCAAAUAUCAAAUGAUGAUUAUUUCCAAUAUAUCGAUUAUGCUCAAUAUGAAAAACAAAUGUUUAAUGAUGAAAAUCCAUCUAGUAUGGUUCAAUUAGCACGACAAUAUUGGAAACAACUUUUAGAUGGGUACGACAUUACCAAACAACUUCAACUACCCUAUGAUCGACAGGAAAACAUUAUGAAUACGCGGAGUGGUGAAGGAAAACAAUUUAUAUUUGAGAUCGGUCAACAAACAUCUGCGGCAAUGAUAAAUUAUGCGAAACAACAGAAACUAACAAUGUUUCAGUUGUGUAUAGCGUGUUACUACUUAUUUUUAUACAAACUAACAGGUGAUAUCGACAUAUAUAUUGCAUCGGUAAAUGCUAACCGCUACCAGUCACAACUACAGAAUACAAUAGGUUUUUUCGUGAACACACUGCCUUAUCGAUUUAAGCUUAGCAAUCCGUUCAUGACAUGUGACAAAUUCCUGAUGAAUGCACAGCACACGUGUGAAGAAAUAUUCCGUUUCGCGUAUCUGCCCCUACAAGAAAUAAUGCAACUUAAGCAGCGCACCGGUAUAGAUGGUCAACAACCAAAUCGGCUCUUUAGCACACUUUUUCUUUAUAAUAAUGAAGGCGACAUUCCAUCUGAUAUUCAAUUAUCCGCAGACAGCUAUACUAGUUGUGAAAUUCAAACUGAUCUUCCGAUUCAUGUUGCAAAAUUUGAUAUAUCGUUAAAGAUGUUUCUCGGCGAAAUAAAUUGCAGUUUAUGUUCAUUUGAAUAUUCGUGCGAUGUGUUUGAAGAAUUCACAAUUGCUCGAAUUUCUGAACGUUUCUGUGUGAUGCUUCAACAACUGUUUGGUUCAUCGUCGAUGAACUCGACAACGAUGAAACAAAGACCAAUAUGUGAAUUAUCAAUUUUAUUACCAUAUGAAAUCAACUUAUUGAAACAAAUCAAUGAAACACGUAUACAAUUCGAUAAUGAUAAUCGCAUUCGAUGCAUACAUCAUGAAUUUAUUCGAAAAGCUAUUUUACAUCCACAAAAAGUGUGCAUUCUACUUGACGAACAAUCAUUAACGUAUGGAGAAGUAUUUCAUUAUGUACUGCAGUUAUCCAAACACUUACAACAGAAUUGUAAUGUGAAGCUAGGCGAAAUCGUGUGUCAAUGCUUAGAACGUUCAGUUGAAAUGAUAAUUUGUAUUUUAGCCAUAUUAACAGUUGGCUGUGUUUAUUGUCCUCUCAAUCCUGAUGAUCCUCCCGUACGGCUUCGUAAUUUAGUCAGAGAAACGAGCACUCGGACUGUAAUAAUGCAUCGACGAACACACCUAAAACUGUCAAGUAUACUUGAUAAUGAAAACAAUAGUGAAAAGAACCUUCGAUAUGUCGACAUGACGGAAAUACUUUCAUCAGAACAUUAUGGCGCCAUUGUUUCGGACGUGGAUUUAAGAAAUUUGUCAGUGGUGGACGUCACAAUUCAAAAUUCUGCUUAUGUGCUGUUCACGUCAGGGGAAACAAUGCUAGCUAAGACAGUUUCCAAAUUGCUUGAAUAUGUGAAACCAAACUGUAAAAUAGCUAACGUGUAUGGACCAACCGAAUGCACAAUCAUUACUACGAUUCAUGUAAUUGAACGCUACCAGAAUCCUUUGAGAGAUCCAAUUCCAAUCGGUUAUCCGUUGCCUAAUUAUCAAUGUUACGUGUUAGACCGUUAUUUACAACCAGUUGGUAUUGAUCAGAUUGGUGAGUUGUACAUUGGUGGCGUUGGAGUUUUCGUCGGUUACUUACAUCGCGAUGAUUUAACCCGUCAAGUAUUAAUUCAAAUUCCAAAUGUCAUUGAGAAAUGUUAUAAAACGGGUGAUCUCGUUAAAAUUGGUUCCAACGGUGAACUUUAUUUUGUUGGUCGUGUUGAUUUUCAAAUAAAACUUCGUGGUCAACGUAUUGAAAUUGGUGAAAUUGAACGAAUAAUAUUGAAUGCAUCAUCAAACGUAACAAAUUGUGUCGUCAUUAAAUAUCAACAACCCGAAGAUCAAGAACAUUUAAUUGCCUAUGUUCAAUCGUCGUCGUCAUCAUCAAAUAACGAAACGAUUACCGUCGAAGAACUGAAACGUUAUUGUCAACAAUAUUUACCAUUAUAUAUGAUACCAACAUGGUUUAUCAUCUUGGAGCAAUUGCCGUUGAAUACAAACGGAAAAGUCGACCGUAAACAAUUGCCAAAACCUGAUUUUUCACAAUUAACACAACAACAUCACAAUAAUGAUGAUUACCAUGAUCAUGUGGAUGAACCAAACGGAGAAAUGGAAAUUGAAAUACAUGCUUUAUGGUGUCGACUCUUAUCCAUUGAUAAAUUGUCAAUGAAAUCAAAUUUCUUUUCGAUGGGUGGCAAUUCAUUACUGUUAAUGAAAUUGUAUAAUUAUUAUUUAUCAAAAUUUUCACUCAAUCAACAAUUGAUCAAUAUUGCAAUGUUAUUUAAACAAUCAACCAUUAUUGGACAUGUUCAAUUAUUAAAAAAUGCUUUAUUCACGACAGAAAAUGGUACUCUCGUGGUAGAACAACAACAAUGGAAACCAUUAAAUAUUACACAAGGCAAGAUUGAACCAACACUUGAUUUGCCGGCCCCAAAUAAGCUAACAAUCGUCCGAUGUUCAACGGUAGUGGCUAACGCAGAGUUGCAACCGGUAAGGAAGAGUGGCGCCGGACAGGACCGGCCGGUAAAGAUAAGACCUUUACCGGCGAAUACAGCUACUGCUUCAUUUGUGCAAGAACGCAUAUGGUAUAAUGAAAAAAUAAGAUUUGAUCAAAGUCGCUAUGCAAUGUUUAAUAUGCCGUUUUUACUAAAAGUUGUUAGUGGUCAGAUCUCAAUACGGCGAUUGAAGUUAGCAAUUUCACAUAUCAUCAACAAAAACUCGGUAUUGCGGACAUCAUUAAACUAUGAUUCAAAUGACCAGUGUUUAAAGCAGACUCUGAAACCAAUGCUAAUCGAUGAUGAUCAGCAUCCAUUCUAUUAUACGUUUGAAUGUAUUACAAUCUCGAACACGUCCGAGCUGGAAGUUAUAUUAUUCAACGAAGAAACAUGUCGAACUUAUUUUGAUUUAGAUAAUGGGAUUGUUUUUCGAUGUCGAAUUAUUCGGUGUUCUUCACACACUAAUAAAGAUUUAUUAGCUACAAACGAUUACGUACUAUUCAACUUUCACCAUAUAGCAUUUGAUGGAAGCUCCGUCGGAUUAUUCUUCAAUGAUCUUCGACUAGUCUACUGUAACGAUAAUCGUGUCUAUAGUCCUGAAGACUCUUUACAAUAUAUUGAUUAUUCUCAAUAUGAAAAAAAAAUGGAUGUGAGCAAAGCGAAAGCAUUCUGGAAACAACUGCUGGAUGGAUACGACCUUUGCGAAGACUCACAGCUACCGUAUGAUUACCGGCUAACUUCCGAUUCUAAGCGCACAGGUCUAGGUACUUGCAUAACAUUUCAGCUAGAUAAACAUGUAGUUGAUACAAUGAGUGAAUAUGCCCAGGAAUUACAAGUAUCUAUGUUUCAAUUGUGCCUGGCGUUUUUUUUUGUUUACCUAUUCAAGCUGUCGAACGGCAAAACCGAUCAGUGUGUGGGUAGCGUGAAUGCAAAUCGUUAUCGUGAAGAAUUACAGUCGAUUCUUGGGAUGUUUGUUAACUUAUCACCAUAUCGACUGAAAAUCGAUCCGGAAUUAUCAUUUCACGACAUAGUCUUACAGGUACAACAACUAUGCUUAGAAGUGCUACAAUACGCCUAUUUACCUUAUCAAGAAAUAUUGCUACUCCAUGGGCAAACAACUGGGAAUCGUUUACCGUUUAUUGAAACGUUCUUCCAGCUGGAAUCCUCAACAGCAUCCAGCAGCCAUAUUAUUUUAGACAACGACACAGUUCUACGCCCAUUAUUAGAUAACGAAGAUGUAAUACAAAAGCGCUACACAUCAAAAUACGAUUUAUCAUUAGUAAUAAACUAUGAUUUUACGGACCGAUCAAUGAAAUGUUCAUUUAGCGGUACCAAUGAUUUAUACACGCCAGAAACCUUGAAAACACUAUCUGAAAGAUAUCAAAUUUUACUAUCGAAGAUAUUCAUUUCAUCCUCUGAUAAGAGACAACAGCCAUUAAAGGAAUUAUAA